GAGUGAAGACGCUCUGAAGGAAAGAAAGAAAAGAAGGAAAGAAGCGUUUGUGCAGACUGGAGGACAUGCGGCGGGUUCUGAGACAAACUUUUCACACACUUAACUUUCAGCGAGUGGAAAACCACAGCUGAAGUGUGAAGAAUGCACUGAAGGAGAGGAGGAAGAGGAGGAAGAGGAAGAGGAGCCGUUCACUCCUAUUGAUCCUGUGUUCAGAGUGAAGAUGCGUCCUCCUGCCGUGGCUCUGACGCUGCUCGGCGUCUUCUUCAGACUGGACGGCCUGAGCGGACAGCGGUCCAAACCAGACCACGGCCACGACGGGGGACGCACAAAGACCCACCACACCAGACAACACCAGAACCAGCCGCACAUUAUAUUCAUCCUCAUAGACGACCAGGGCUUCAAUGACAUCGGCUACCACAACCCCACCAUUCAAAGUCCCACUCUGGACAAACUGGCAGCAGAGGGGGUGAAGCUGGAGAACUACUACGUCCAGCCCAUCUGUACUCCGUCACGCAGUCAGCUGAUGACCGGCAGAUAUCAGAUCCACACAGGCCUGCAGCAUUCCAUCAUCAGGCCCAGCCAACCCAGCUGUCUGCCCUCACACAUGGACACACUGCCACAGCGGCUGCAGCAGCUGGGAUACAGCACACACAUGGUGGGCAAGUGGCACCUGGGAUUCUACAGGAAAGCGUGUUUGCCCACCAGGAAGGGUUUUGACUCUUUCUUUGGUUCUUUGACAGGAAGUGUGGACUACUACAGUUACGGCUCAUGUGACGGCCCAGGGGUCUGUGGUUAUGACCUCCAUGAUGACGAGGGCGUGGCCUGGGGAUACGAAGGGAAGUACUCCACCACCCUGUUCACCCAGAGAGCACGCAAAGUCCUGGAGGGACACCAGCCAACGGAGAGGCCCCUGUUCCUGCUGCUGUCCCUGCAGGCGGUCCACACUCCUCUACAGCCCCCCAAGUCUUACAUCUACCCCUACCGAGACAUGGCUAACGUCGCCAGGAGAAAAUUUGCAGCCAUGGUUUCCACAGUGGACGAGGCGGUGCGUAACGUCACCUACGCCCUGAGAAAGUACGGCUACUACAAGAACAGCGUCAUCAUCUACUCCACCGAUAACGGAGCCCAGCCCUUCACAGGAGGAAGCAACUGGCCCCUCCGAGGCCGCAAGGGCACGUACUGGGAGGGCGGUGUGCGGGGCGUGGCCUUCGUUCACAGCCCUUUACUGAAGCGCAGGAGGAGGGUUUCCACAGACCUGCUGCACAUCACAGACUGGUUUCCAACACUGGUGGGACUGGCCGGAGGAAACAUCAGCCAGAGCCCAGGUCUGGACGGCUUUGACGUCUGGUCCACCAUCAGCGAGGGCAAAGCGUCUCCACGAAAGGAAAUCCUCCACAACAUCGACCCUCUGCACAAACCACCUGCACCCACCACAGCCUGGACCAGCAGCACAGAGGGAGACGCCGUAAUUCAACCAAAGGGCACCGUGUUGAAAAAGACACUCAAGAAGAAGAAAAAGAAGAAGAAGAAGAAAAUUCUGAGGCUGCAGCCCAAGCAGAAGUCCGCCUUCAAAGUCAAGACCUCCAACAAACCUCAUGGAUUUUCCCAUCAUGCCCCUAAAACCAAACCCAAACCCAAACUGAACCUCAAACCCAACACCGAAGCAUCUCCUCAGCAGAAGACCUCGACCAGUCACAGGCCCCGCCCCAAACAGAACACCCACGGCGACCGGAACGCGUUGGCGUCGGGAACAUCUCAGCCCAAAACUCCACCUCAGAAACGACUGGGCUUUAAAUCCAAAUCUAAGAGAACUUUACCCCAAAGCCAGAACCUGUCAGAGUCUGAUCAGACAAAACCCAGACCAGACCAAGUCCAGUUCAGACUCAAAUCCAAGUCCAGACGGACCUUAACCCGGUACCGGAACACGACCCAGGCUGGGACGGCCCCGCCCAGACCGCGGCCCACGCCCCCCCCAUCGGUGUGGGACACAUUGGUCCAGGCCGCCAUCAGGGUGGGAGACUGGAAACUGCUGACCGGAGACCCGGGUCACGGAGACUGGGUCCCCCCACAGGUCCUUACCUCUCUCCCCGGUCGUUGGUGGAACCUGGAACGUGCGUCCUACAAAAGCCCCAAACUCAAAAGCGUCUGGCUGUUCAACAUCACCGCAGACCCGUACGAGCGGCAGGACCUGGCGGACCAGAGGCCCGACGUGGUCCGACAGCUGCUGGACCGGCUGGCCUACUACAACCGGACCGCCGUACCGGUCUACUUCCCCCCCGACGACCCCCGAGCCAACCCGGACCACCACAGAGGAGCCUGGGUGCCCUGGGUGGACGAGGACGAGGACCCCGAAGGGAAAUACCACGGAGUGUACAAGAAAAGGAAGUACAGCAAGAAGAAGAAGAAGAAGACCAAGGGCCGACUGUGCAAACUGCAGUCGUUCUUCCUGAAACUGAACACCAGGAUGAUGUCGAGCCGGAUCUGACGUCCCACAUGGACAGCCGUUAGAUUUACACGACCUUAUCCUUCCUUGGACAUCAGAACUGUCCAACUUAUACUGAAAUGGACCCCAGUCUGUUUGUGUUCUAACAGGGCUCUGGGAUCCAAAACAAUAAGGACUAAUGUCACAAUACAGUUGGAUAUUAUGGGAUAGAUAUCAGUGCAUUGGUUCAUUUGGGUUCAGUUCUUAUCUUUGUUUCUAAAAUGACUCACAGAUGGUUUGGACUGAAUUUGGAUCAACACUGAUGAAUUUUUUUUUUUUUUUUUUUAUCCAUGACUCGGAUUUUAAAUGUUUUAACUCUAAAUUGAUAAAAUAUUAUUCCUGCUCUUUUGUACUCACCUUAAAACCCCUCUAGUCACCCAAAAACUACUCAAAAAUCACCAAAAUUCACCUAAAAAUUACACAAAAAACACCUAAAAGUUACUCAAAAACCACCUAAAAAUUACACAAAAAC
Molecule: messenger RNA, 2954 nt
Organism: Sphaeramia orbicularis (orbiculate cardinalfish)
Lineage: Eukaryota; Metazoa; Chordata; Actinopteri; Kurtiformes; Apogonidae
Product: arylsulfatase I-like
Exons: 11
Coding region: 221-2485 (754 amino acids)
Molecular function (GO): sulfuric ester hydrolase activity
Source: RefSeq, a predicted model, not a curated record